AUGUCGGAGGCUGGGGAUAGUCAACACAAGAGAUCAAAGUCCUCCGCUCUUUCGAUGCUUCGACGGAAGGACAAGGAUAAGCGCAACGACGACGACAACCCCUCCGAUGACGGUUCGCCUACCUCCGGCCCAGGUCUACAUCCCAGCACAGCUGCAUCACCUCCCACCAACCCGCCUGUUUCUUAUCAACAGUCCGUCAAGGGCCACAGCUCGAGGAUGUCCAUCGGUCGAAUACCCUCGCGCGACCCCAGCUCCUCGAGCCCUUCGAACCCUUCGAACCUAGCCUUGACCCCUUCGCGAUCCAAUACAGUAUCAGCCGAGAAGGGCGGGUCGCUCGAGCAAUCCGUUCGCAAGUUUCGCAUCGUCGAGGCUCUACGAAGUGGCAACACCGCCGCCAUCUCGAAAGCAAUCCGCGACACGUCGGAAAGCGGACCGCGAGCGAGCACGUCUUCCUUCAGUGGCUCGAGUGCCGCUCCUUUGGACGAUACGACUGUCCUUCAUCUCGCCGUUCAAUGCGCUGAAUUCGACGUUGUAGAGUACGUCUUGUCUAAUGGCGCUGGGUAUAUCGACGUCAAUGCGCGGGACAAGGAUGGAAACGUGGCUUUGCACCUGGCCGCAUCGCAAGGUCGUGGCCCGCUCGUUCGCCUCUUGCUGAAUCAGAAGGAUAUCAAUGAUGCUAUUGCGAAUAACCAGGGAAAGCUUCCCCUAGACGUAGCGAGAAGUCCCGAGAUAUUUCAACAACUUCAACUAGCCAGAACGCUGUUCGUCCAGGACAAGGUCAAAGAGGUGCAGGACCUCGUGCGCGAAGGCGCCUAUGACACGCUCGGGCAAAUUCUCGAGGAGCCUCGGGUGAAGACAAUACUGGACGUCAACAGCAUCGAGUUACCUUGUGACCCUAUAACUGUUGAGAAUGGAGGAACCCUGUUGCACGAGGCAGCUCGAAAGAGGGACACGAAACUGAUCCAGGCCCUUCUGCUCCACGGUGCUGAUCCUUUCCAGCGAGACCGCAAAGGCAAGCUUCCUCAACACGUCACCCACGACGAUGUCACUCGAGCCAUGCUCAAGAGAUCUCCUGCUGCUGUGGCAGCUCAGCGUGGAAUCCAAGAGAAAGCUGUGCUAGGACAUGCAACAUCGCAGGGUGGUCCUGCAGCGGCUUCAACAGGAGACCCGCUGGCUGGUCGAGAGCCCCAGAUGAAAGGGUACCUGAAGAAGUGGACCAACUACCGCAAAGGCUACCAACUACGAUGGUUUGUGCUCGAGAACGGUGUUCUGAGUUACUACAAGCACCAGGAUGACGCAGAUAAUGCUUGUCGAGGUGCCAUCAACAUGCGCAUUGCCAGAUUAUACAUGAGCCCGGAAGAGAAGACCAAGUUCGAGAUCAUCGGCAAAUCCUCAGUCAAGUACACUUUGAAGGCCAAUCACGAAGUCGAGGCAAAGCGGUGGUUCUGGGCAUUGAAUAAUGCAAUACAGUGGACGAAGGACCAAGCAAAGCAAGACCAGCAACAAAAGGCUCAAAGUGCCCAGGUCUUACGACAGGCGCGGGACAAUCUUGGAAAGCCAACAGAUCUAGCCGUCACAGACUCACACAGUGACGCUGCGAGCGUCGGCGAACGGAGGGGCAGUAUGAACCUGUCGCGUUACCCUUCCGGCAAGGUGGCCGCUUCACAAGGCCUCUCUCGUGCCAGCACGAGCGGCAGCGUGGAUGACGACUUUGCUGAUGCUGACUCGAAGGCACGAAGUAAUGGGGCGCCUACGAUUCCAGCUGACCUGGAUGAUGACGACGACGACGACGACGACGAGGAUUACGACCACGAUGAGUAUGGCACCCAAGUAAGUAAGGCUGAAGCGCCGUCUGCUACUAAGGACGCCUUCAACAUUACAGCGCAGUCCGCAAGACUUCAACUGGAUACCCUAGCACAAGUGAGCGCUGCUUUGCAAUCUGAAGCCCAUCGCAAUCCGACAAUGUCUCUUGUGGACCCGAAAGCGGCUCAAGCGCUUGCAACAUACGAUGCGGCAAUUAGAAGUCUGAAGGGCCUGAUGGGAGAUCUUCUCCGAAUAGCCAAGGACCGUGACGCACAUUGGCAGUACCGUCUCGACCAGGAAGUUGAGAUGCGACAAAUGUGGGAGGAAAGCAUGGCCAAGGUGGCAGCGGAACAGGAAGUCCUCGAGGCGAGGGUCGGAGAGGCCGAGAUGAAGCGCAAGAUCACCAAACGUGCCCUUCGAGAGAUGAUGGAAGGCGGGUCAGAGAACCGUCCGUUGAGUCGCGGCAGCAGUCAGAUCCCGCCAGUCGAGAGCACAACUGCACUGGACGAGGCUGUUGCUGAUGACCCGAAGUCUCCAUCGGCGAAGAGCUUGCCUCGCAAAUCAACUAACCUAUCCCACGUUGUCGAUGCCUUCUCGGAUGAUUCAGAGUCAGAACAAGAAGAGUUUUUCGAUGCCGUAGACGCCGGCGAGGUUGAUGUCGAGCCGAUGCCGCCCUCGGACGUGGUUCCCACCGGCGAAUCGAAGCAAGAUAUAGUUGUCUCGGGGUUGGAUGUCAGCAGUGCCUUCAAGGGCUACGAGAACGGGGUGAGAACCAAACUCAAGCUGGACAACGAUAACAGACCUAAGAUUGGUCUUUGGGGCAUUCUUAAGUCCAUGAUCGGAAAGGACAUGACAAAGAUGACCCUUCCAGUCUCCUUCAAUGAGCCAACUUCUUUGCUGUACCGAACAGGCGAAGACAUGGAGUAUGCGGAUCUGUUGGACUUGGCAGCCGAUCGUUCAGAUUCCACCGAGCGCAUGUUGCACGUGGCGGCAUUUGCGGCAAGCGAGUUUGCCUCGACUAUCGGCCGCGUUGCGAAGCCCUUCAACCCGCUUCUGGGUGAGACCUUUGAGUAUGCCAGACCGGACAAAGGUUAUCGGUUCUUCAUAGAGCAAGUCAGCCAUCACCCGCCGAUUGGAGCUUGCUAUGCCGAAGCACCCAAGUGGAGCUACUGGGGUGAGGCCAAGGUCGACUCGAGGUUUAUGGGCAAGUCGUUCGAUAUUUACCAUCUGGGAACCUGGUUCCUGAAGCUGCGGCCAACCGCUGGAGGCAAAGAAGACUUCUAUACGUGGAAGAAGCCCAAGUCCCAGGUUGUUGGUAUCAUCACCGGCAACCCUGUGGUGGAUAACUAUGGGCUGGUGGAGAUAAAGAACCACACGACGGGCGAAGUUUGCAUGCUCGACUUCAAGCAGCGUGGUUGGAAGGCUUCCAGUGCCUACCAGCUUUCUGGUAAGAUUCUCGAUGCGGACGGUCGACCACGCAUGAGCUUGGGCGGUCGAUGGAACUCGAAGCUCUAUGCCCGGCUCACACCAGGGUACGAGGCGACUGUCGAGGAGCCAAAGGACACGAGAGGAAGCAUCAGUGAUCCUAGCCGAGCGUUCGUGGUCUGGGAGGCCCAUGAGCGACCGCAGGGUAUCCCGUUCAACCUGACACCGUUCGUCCUGACCUUCAACCACCUUGAUGACAAUCUCAAGAAGUGGAUUGCGCCGACCGACUCCCGCUUCCGUCCCGACCAGAGGGCCAUGGAGGACGGCGAGUACGAUCUGGCCGCAACGGAGAAGAAUAGGCUCGAAGAAGGGCAGCGGGCGAGGAGAAACGCUCGGCAGCGGAAUGGCGAGUCUUUCGUCCCUGCGUGGUUCGAAAAGACCACAGACGAAGUGACGGGUGUGGAGCAUUGGAAGUUCACGGGGAAGUACUGGGAGCAGCGGGAGAAGUUUGGCAGUGGCGAUGCUCACGCGUGGGACGGCUUGGAACCCAUAUACACGUCUGAAGAGUAA
Molecule: messenger RNA, 3798 nt
Organism: Anthostomella pinea
Lineage: Eukaryota; Fungi; Ascomycota; Sordariomycetes; Xylariales; Xylariaceae
Source: the annotation of a GenBank genome assembly